AUGGAGCAGCGCGCUAACAUUAAAUUCUGUUUUAAAUUGGGUAAAAGUGCGACAGAAACAUUUGAAUUGAUGAAAACUGUUUAUGGUAGUGAAGUACUGAGUCGUAAUAAUGUUUUUAAGUGGUAUGCAAGAUUUCGUGAUGGUAGAGACAGCUUAGAAGAUGAUCCAAGACUAGGUCAUUUAGUAACAGUUCGAAAUGAUGAGAACAUUGAAAAAGUGGCCGAAAUCCUACGAAAUGAUCGUUAUGUCUCUACUCGACUCAUCGAAGAGGUUACUGGCAUACCUAAAUCCACUGUCCAUCUCAUUUCAACUGAAAAUUUAGGAAAAAGGAAAGUCUGUGCUCACUUUGUACCGCACACAUUGACUGACGACAAAAAACAUUGCAGAGUGGAACACUGA
This is a messenger RNA of Uloborus diversus, 399 nucleotides long. Its product is annotated as protein GVQW3-like. The coding region runs from base 1 to 399 and encodes 132 amino acids. Lineage: Eukaryota; Metazoa; Arthropoda; Arachnida; Araneae; Uloboridae. The transcript has a single exon. The record is from RefSeq and is a predicted model, not a curated record.